AUGGAGAACCUGCAGGAUGCCAACGCUGAUGCCAAGAUGAAGGCCCUGGUGUUCCUCAGGAGCAUGAUGGGUGACGCGAAGACUGAGGAGGCCAGCCUCAUUGCUGUGCAGCUGGCGGAGAAGCUCCCACCCCUCUUUGAUGAUGGCUCUGGGGCCACUCAGCCUCAGCUGCACAGCGGGCCCACAGCUCCUGUGUUCGGGAUCCGAGCCCAGAGCAUCUCCCCUCACAUCAGCCACGCUAACGCCCUUGCUCACCGUGGAUGUGAUGAAGGCCGUGGUGGGGAUAAACAAGAAAAAGAUGAAGAAGAGAGUGCAGAGGGUCCUGCUCCCGCUCUUCCUCCACAUGAGCGACGAGAUCGAGAGCGUGGCACAGGCCUCAAGGGACACCCUCCUCGCCUGUGCCGAGUUCCUGGGGUGGAGGAAGCUCAGCCACCUGGCCAAGACAAACCAGACGCACCUGAUCGGAGAGUCCUUGUUAGUGCACGACAGGAGCAGGGCAGAAGACUAUCUGUUUCAGAGCCUGCAGUACCUGCGCAACGCUCAGGCCACCUUGCGAGAGGUGGCUGUCAGGUUCAUUGGGCUUGCCGUGCAGCACCUGAGGAACCUAAGUCAGACCAAGGUGUGGAAUGUCUGCAACGCCCUCUUGCCCUUGAGGAGAGACACGGAGCGCUUGGUCAGCUCCCUGGCAGCUCAGACCGUCUUCAAACUGACAAAACGCGUGAGAACACGAGGAUGGAGCCGGCGGUGGCUGUGCUGCUGUCUCGGCUGAGCCAUGGAGAACUGAAAGAAUCCUCUGGAAAAGGGCCAUAGAUUUGAAUAAUUCUUUGUUUUUAAUAAAGCUGGAAUAACAAGCCCCGUCCCAUGGUGUCCUUCCCAUGGGGACCACCCUGAGCGGGCCGAGCAGACAGCGUCCCUCCUGGCCUCUGCUGCUGCCUGCAGGACAGCACCCGCGGACCCAGGCUGUCCUGGCAACAAAGCCCCAGCU
Messenger RNA from Chroicocephalus ridibundus (black-headed gull), 985 nucleotides. RefSeq lists its product as uncharacterized. Bases 1 to 810 code for a protein of 269 amino acids. The transcript has 7 exons. Lineage: Eukaryota; Metazoa; Chordata; Aves; Charadriiformes; Laridae. The record is from RefSeq and is a predicted model, not a curated record.